GUGUCUCAAGACAAGUGCGCAAUUUGUUUUGUUUUGUUUUUAAGGUGCAGACACUUCUGCAACAGAUGCAAGAUAAAUUUCAGACCAUGUCUGACCAGAUCAUUGGAAGAAUUGAUGAUAUGAGUAGUCGCAUUGAUGAUCUGGAGAAAAACAUCGCAGACCUCAUGACACAGGCUGGGGUGGAAGAACUGGAAGGUGAAAACAAGAUACCCGCCACACCAAAGAGUUGAAGGUGAGGGGGUGCAGU
Messenger RNA from Galeopterus variegatus (Sunda flying lemur), 247 nucleotides. RefSeq names its product heat shock factor-binding protein 1-like. Gene Ontology annotation, cellular component: nucleus; cytosol. The transcript is spliced from 2 exons. Lineage: Eukaryota; Metazoa; Chordata; Mammalia; Dermoptera; Cynocephalidae. The record is from RefSeq and is a predicted model, not a curated record. Gene Ontology annotation, molecular function: transcription corepressor activity. The annotation marks the transcript as partial. Gene Ontology annotation, biological process: cellular heat acclimation.